GCGCGUGCUGCACCCUUACACGAAAGUUUGCUGCACGAGAGACGUCAGUUUGCUUCUGCAAGCUUCAGAGGUGCGGUUGUUCGUUUCGCAUUUACCCGGUGUUUUCGUUCUCCAUUUAAUUUUCGCGUACACCGUUUCGGCGUUCCCGGAUCGAACACGCUCGCGAAUGAACCAAAAGGAAACGAGAUUCGUUGCGCGACGCGAGUGGUAAUUUUAGUGGAUCCAUUUGUGCCGCGACGAUCAUCUACUGAAUUUCAACGGGACGAGAAAGUGUCGAAGGAAGCGACCACGAUCAUCCCGCUCGUCGUGGCACCGUGGAACGCGACGAUGUAGCGGCGAUCGACCGGCAUCAGCCGCGUGACCGUCAAGAAUCGAAUACCACCGCAGUGACAGUAGACAUACUUGGUCUAUAAUUAAACUAUAUGAUGCUGACAGUGUACUCGAACGUGAACUCGCGCACGGUGCAUUCGAGUACCUAAACUUCGCCCGUGUGACUCGUCGUUCGAUGCUCAACGAGAAAAGCGUGCUUAACGUUACGAAUAGAAACAAGAAGAAUCGAUAAAGAGAAAGAAACAAGAAUGGGAAGACACGCGGAAGGAGUGAAGAUCGCGUGGUCAAUGGCUCGACUUCCGUCGUGGCCGUGGAGAACGAGAUUUUCAGGCCAGCUGGCCUGAGAUAUGCCUGCAGCAGCGGGCUCGGUGAUCACGGAAGCAUCCUCAACGGAAGUAUCGAGGAGGUACAGAGGAGCGACGGCGGGAUCCGGCGGCGUCGGUGGCCGGCAGCUGGCGAUAGAAAUCGAGACGACCGAGCGCCGGAUCUGCGCGACCCGACGCGAACUAUUCGUCCCCGUGACCGUCGAUCCAAGGCCGAGCCGGGCCGUGCACUGUCCAGACCUGAACGCCUGUCUGGUGAACGAGACCAGGUCCGGCCGCGACCAAGUCGAUUGCCAGGCGAUCCACUUUGGUUACGCGAUCCCGGUGAACGUGAUACCGCUCGAGACCGACUCGCGGCUCGCCGAGCUCGUGUUGGACCAUUCGGCGGAGCUGAGCAGACGCACGGCCAGCUUCCUGAUCGAGCACCACCCUCAGCUGCGUCGUACGCCGCGGGACGACAUGGCUGCGACCGCGAAACCUGACCUGCGUCGCAAGUUCCCGACGGACACCGCCGCGACGUCCGGCGACGAGGACAUCGCGGCGAUCGCGAAGCAGAUCAGCGACCACGCGGAGGCGAUUUAUCAGACUUGGAAGAGCCGCGGACUGGCACCGACGGAGAUACUCAACUGCCAUAGCAAUGCCACCGCGGCGGACAAGUUCGGCAGCGCCCUGACGCCGACUUCAGCGUCGAACAGCGGUAAAAACAGUCCUACGAGCGGCGCCACGGCGGUGGACAUUUUGAGCCAAGCGCCGAAUCUCGACAACGAGAAUCUGGAGAAGUUGGUGAACAACUUCGUGGUCGAGGACAAGGCUAGGAUAGCUGCGUCGAGGCAGAGAUCGCCGUCCAAGACCUUGCCCUCGUCGAUACAGUUCGCGUUGGAGAAAUUCGAGAAGAAUUCUGUGCAACAGCAUCAGCAACAGCAGCAGCAAACGUCUCCUUUGAAGAGUAGCUCGGUCGUAGGCCAGGCGAAGGCGAAGCAACAGGGGAACAUUUUGCUAUCGCCGACCUCGCCUUUCGCGAACAAACCCUCGCAGAUAGUCAAGCCUCAGGUGUCUACGAAGACACCCGGUGCGCAUCACCGGGAGGUGUUCCUGGAAACCAUCGAGACCACUUUCCCAGCGGAUAUAACCCCGUCGAAAAUAGUCGUGCAACAGAAGAGGCCGACCAGCACGUUGAUCACCUCUCCCACUGCAUCGAACCUGAACGACUCUUCGACGAACUCGGGGCUGACCACGUGGCCGUUAAAGAACAAACUGAACGACAGUAAAAGGGUGGCCGAUUCCUCGCGAUCGCAGGAAAUGAAGUCGACAACGAACAAGGAGGAGAAAAGGAACAGCGACUCGAAUUCGAGCGUGUACCUUGACGAAGUCGCUCGCGUGGAGGAAAGACUGCUGCACGCGUUGAAAACGGGCUCUGUCAUCACGGAGGGAAAGCAGGAAAGAGUGUCGGUGGACAAGAGCCUUCAGAGAAAAGAAAAACCCGCGAUAAAGAAGGAGAAGCCGAAAGUGGAGCCUGUUAAACCGAUAAUAAUCGGUCACAAUCAUCACGGCACCGGCCUAGUGCCAGCUUCCGCUGCCAUGGUGAACAAUGUCGCGUCUGCGACGCCUGCGAGUAACGUGACUGUGUCCGCGGAUGCGAAAGCUCUGACCAAGAACGAAUUGUCGAACAUGUCGGUAGUGGAUUACGCGAAGGUCAGGUAUAGAGCGGCUCAGCAAAAUCCUCCGACCCAGCAGAGGCUGGAGGAGCAGAGGACCAGCAACAGUUUCAAUUCUACGGAGCAGCUGGUAUCCACCACGAGGUCUAAGUUUGAAACGGAGAUACAGAAGGACAGGGAAGCGAACAAAGAGGAGAAGGAUCCCGUGACGUCCAGAUGGGGACCGAGGAUCAAUUCGCCGAGGCCUCGUAUUGAACAAGUGCCACAUCCGGAGUUGACCACGCAACAGAAACAGCAUAUAAGAGCCGCGGCCGCGACUGGAACCGGAAACAACCCUAUCAGACCGUUUCUGACAAGGGGAUCGGUAGCGGAACGCGUUUUGAUCUUUGAGAAGUGCCCGAGCGAGUUGUUGCUCGACAAACGAGGACCUCGGCAACCGGCUAUCAACACUUGGAGGACCGGCCACGAGGUUCAAAAUAAGGCGCAGACGUACGCGAAAGACAAGACACAGCAAAAGAGCUUGCCGCCGCACACGACACUCCAGAGGCACGUGAAAGCGAACAGAAACGUUCACAUACCACGAUUUUACUUCCCCGGAGGGAAACCCUUGCCCUUGUCACAGAUCGAUGCAACAAUCGCGAGGAUCACCGCCGCUUUUCAGAGCCUGCCUGGUCAUCGCGCGUCCCGAACUCAGUUCCAUACAAUUACAAAGGCAUGCGACUUGCCGCUCUACUGGAAGGUCCCGGUUUUCCUCGCGGCCGGUGGAGACCAGACCGGCUACGUCGAGAUGAACGCGUUCCUCGAUUUUUGGACAGAAAUAUCGAACACCCACCACGACGCCGCGAGCAAGUUUAUUAGAAUCACAACGCGCGGCCAGAGGAACUGUAUACUGCCGGAGGAUCUGAUCCCGUUGGUGCAAGACGUGGUGGAGACUCAUCCCGGUUUAACUUUCCUCAAAGAGGCUACUGAGUUCCAUUCACGCUACGUACACACGGUAAUCGCCAGGAUAUUCUACUGCGUGAAUCGAAGCUGGAGCGGUCGGAUUUCCGUGGCGGAACUGAGAAGGAGCAAUUUGUUAUCGGUGAUCGCGAUCCUCGAGCACGAGGAGGAUAUUAAUCAGGUGACCGCAUACUUCAGUUACGAGCAUUUCUACGUUAUUUAUUGCAAAUUCUGGGAACUCGACCGGGAUCACGAUCUCUUCAUCGACAAGACAGACCUGACCAAACACAACGAUCACGCUCUGUCGAAACGCAUGAUCGCGAGAAUAUUCAGCGGCGCAGUAACCAGAGGCGGGGUGAAAACCGGGAACGGCGUUCAACAACCCCAAGACAAGAUGAGCUACACGGAAUUCGUCUGGUUCCUGUUGAGCGAGGAGGAUAAAAAUCAUCCAACCGCUAUCGAAUAUUGGUUCAGGUGCAUGGAUCUCGACGGGGACGGAUAUUUGUCGAUGUACGAGUUGGAAUAUUUCUACGAGGAACAGUUACAUCGUAUGGAGGCGAUCGGACUGGAGACGUUACCCUUCGAAGAUUGUCUCUGCCAGAUGUUGGACAUGAUAAAACCGACGACACCGGGGAAGAUUUCUCUGAGCGAUUUGAAGAAGUGCAAAAUGACGUCGAUCUUCUUCGACACCUUCUUCAAUCUCGAGAAGUACCUGGAUCACGAGCAGAGGGAUCCGUUCGCGUCUGCUAGGGAACACGAUCCCGAUGGUCACGAGCUGUCGGAUUGGGAUCGAUUCGCGGCAGAGGAAUACGAAUUGUUGGUCACCGAGGAGAGUGGUAACGAACAGAACGAACAAAUGUCGAAUGAUCCGGCAGCGAGACAGUCCUUCGUGUUUUCCGAGAACCUGGAAAAUCUCGAUGGAGAAUCUGUGGACAUGCUUCGCUGCACAGACCAGUCUCAAGGAUUCUCCGACGAUCUGCCUGCGAUCGGACAAUCGGAUUCCGUUCGUCAACAGUCGAGGAACCAAUAUUAUGACAGUAGCGAUAGCGACGAUUACGCUGAGAGUGAUAAUUGAAACGUAAAACGGAAAACCUCAUCUCCGGGGACAGUUUAGUAGUCUGAAAGCGUAGUUUUUCAUAUAUAGUAAGACUGUCGUGUAACCGCUUGGCGAACAGUACGUCGUGGCAAACCGAUUCUCGUUGGAUUUUAUGAAUCUCGGUUUACGUAUCCGUUCGGUGACCGUGCUUCAAUCUUAUCAGCAAAGUACAAACACGUUCAGGAAACUCGUUCGACUCUCUACUCGAGUAGAAGGAUAAUUAGAGCAAUAUCGUUGAAACGGAAUGGUUUUGGGGUCCGUUAGAGGAGAAGCUUCGGUAUCAUCGAGUCGAUACGUAAAUUAUGAACGAGUCGGGAGAAAGCGUCGGGCCAUGGUACGUUGUGUGAUACGCAAGCGUCAUUGUUCAAUCUCUCUAUCGAUAUACAUACUGUGUAUUUGACACGUUGUAAAUAGACAGCAAAUCACGGACCCUUAUUUUUACUUAAAGCGAGAGAGAAAGUUCACUUGAAAAAAACAAAUAGGAAAUGCGGGUCUUUCGAUUGGUGCAGCCGUUUAUAAGAGGAAACCGAAGCGUAGCUAUAAGAAUUUUCAGGAGAAAUUCAAUCGGUCGGUUCUCAGGCCAUUCAUCCUAACGAAUAGCUUUUUUCUAGCCAGAAGGGAAAAUUAUUUUUUAGGCAAUGGUGAAAAUGGAAUUCCACGAACCCUACAGUGCACGUUAGUAUUCUCACAGUUCGAGGCUGCAACAAGUGGAAAGUGCUCGUUGGAAGAGUCGUCGUCGUCGUGGAAUUCAUAAACGAAGGGGUGCUGUCGCCCCUCUGUAAUCGUCUUGCGAGCUAUAAUGUUGCACCGUACGAAAAGCGAUGUACGACACGCAAGAGAAACGUUGUUCGAGGGGAUCGAGUGGAAUCGUGACAGGGAGCUGGUUCGCGACCCAGUACGGUACUCGUGAAGCGAGUACGCUUUUUUUCUCAGUCGUUAUAUUCUACGAUUGUACAAUUGCCGUUUCUUUUCCACGAGUUCGCGGAUAUACUUGCUUGCGGAAAUGGUGAAAACAAGCCAAAGAUCGAGAGGUGUUCCGUUACCUUCGGCGCGGAGGUAAAAGAAUGGGAGAGACAAAGGGAAACAGUGAACACAGACUCUACUGUGCGCGAUGAAACAUCGUGGCUUGAAAGAAUCGUUGGAAUCAUGUACUCUCUUAUUGUUGAACGUCCAAUGGACGUAGCUUCUUUUUGUAAAUUUAGUUGAAAGUUGCUUUAUAGCGUACUUCUCUAAACGAUGCAUUCUGAACAUCUAAUUUCGUUCUCUUCUCUGUCCUUUAUUAAUUAUUUUAAUCAAGCGAUAGAGAUUCUAUGUACUUUUAAUUGUUUGUUAAGUAAUCGUUAUGGCUUAAAGAAUGCUGGAAGAUUCUAUUUUUAGAUUCUUUUUAUUCGGUGAAACACCGUGGACGACGUAUUAUACAAUGCGUUUAGAAACAAGCGUUGAAAAGUGUAUGAUGAGAUUUUGUUGGACGUGUUUACUGCCGUAGCUAAGAGCUCUUAAAAACGCGGCUCGACUUAAUCCUGAUUUGCGUUAUUGGAGACAACACGAAAAAUAUCAAGUUGUACCCUGUUAUUUUCUCACGUCUCUUUCGAGCAUGUUUUCAAUUGUUACUGUUAAAUCUGAUUGCUCGUUAGAUUUUAUUUCCGCGCGUAUUCUAUUGCAUCGUUGUUCUAUUAAAUGGUAAUUACGUACGAACCGUAAUAUCAUUGAUUUCUAAUUGCGUUCGAGUAUCAGGGUACAAUCAGGGAUUCGCUUGAACUGCCAAGACUGUUGGAAUGUAUAUAUUUAAUUUCGUCUCCGAGAUUUAAUUUUAACUACGUAUACAUAUACAUAUAAUAAUACUCUAGUCGAAAUGUGUGCUAUAAUUCACAUAAACGAAGACCAUGCGAGGUGGCUAUCUAAUUUUAGGUACUUUCGGGUUGGAGCUGAAUUGUUAGCAAUUUGAACGGUAUAGGUGGAAAAUUCAUUGUCGUAAAGGAUACCUAUCCUGUCUAUAUUUAACCUCCGAGUCUAACGGAUCGUUUCGAAAACCACUUGUCUCGAAUCCUUGAGCUUUCGAGAAUGUUUCGUAACAUAGAGGAUAAGCGAAGACAUAUCGAAGACCGCAGAACCAUAAAACUUCAUACCCAUAUAAAAAUAUUACGUUAAAAAUGACACGGUGCUUUAUACCCAUGAGACAUUAUUAUUGUUCUUGUUGCUGUUGCUCGUGCGUAUGCACGGUGUUUCGUCCGUUUUUGAAAUCGUUUCUCGAAAAUUUCGCGUUAUCAUGACCUUCCUUUACGCCGACGAAUUUUCACGAUUGUCAGAUGAAGAGGGAACGAUACGAACACUCAUUUUCCGAAGGAAGUCCUCUUGUGCAAAAUCGAGUUCGUGAAUUUCGUCGUAUUCUUUAAAUAUAUCUACCCGACCUUUUAUUUGGCGAAUUUGGGCUAUCGUUCGAUAUUUUAUAGACGACGGGGGAGACGAAUCGUUCGAAGAAGAGAAAAAAUGAACAAACGAUCACACGAAUCCCUAAAUAAGGAGUUUACACACGUUUACCAUUUUAUAAUCUUCAUUUCUCUACUGUGUUUUCGCGCUCAGAGAAUAGACUUGUUUUCGCGAUUCAUCGAUUACGUUCACUGUCCAAAGAUGUAACUAUUAACACUUAAACAAUUGUAUCUUUUAUAUAGCUCGUUAUGAUUUUUUUUACCAUACGUAAUAUGUAUAUAUAUGUGCAUAUCUCUUGGUAGAAUUUUAUGAAAGAUGGACGAGAAAGCAGAUCUGGUUAUAUUAUAUUAUAUUAUAUUAUAUUAUAUUAUAUUAUAUUAUAUUAUAUUAUUCGUCACUGCAUUUGGCCAUGUUUUCGAUUGUUAUAUUUAUUCAUUAUUCUAUGAUAGGUUUAUCACUGUUCCAGCGAUCUGUUAACGGGGUUUGUUGAAUCGAGGCAUCGUCACUCAAACGAUAUCUUUCGUCUGAUUUUUUUCGGAGGAAGAGACGAAGGAGAACGACCGUUCCUCGCGGUUGAAUCGAAGUCUUGAUUUAAUCACGAGCGCGUGCUUAAACACAACUCGAUUUAUAGACUCACGUUCACCAUUUAUCUACAUUUUUAUUUAUAUAUUUUAUCUGUGCAUGAGUAGACAACUAAGGUAAUUUUGCAAGUUAAUAAAAAUGAAUGGUAAAAGAAUUA
This is a messenger RNA of Ceratina calcarata, 7509 nucleotides long. Its product is annotated as serine/threonine-protein phosphatase 2A regulatory subunit B'' subunit alpha. The coding region runs from base 678 to 4322 and encodes 1214 amino acids. Gene Ontology annotation, biological process: protein dephosphorylation. Gene Ontology annotation, molecular function: protein phosphatase regulator activity; calcium ion binding. Gene Ontology annotation, cellular component: protein phosphatase type 2A complex. Lineage: Eukaryota; Metazoa; Arthropoda; Insecta; Hymenoptera; Apidae. The transcript has 12 exons. The record is from RefSeq and is a predicted model, not a curated record.